AUCAGAAUGCACGUAGAGACGUCUGUCCAAUCACGUUCAAGCUGCUCUAGCUUCGCUUCCUGGAUUCGAAGUGCACGUUUUCUACUCGCCACUUUUUGAUUCUCCUCCAGAAACAACGAGCUGAUGGCAAAGGACAAGUCUUUGAAAAAAAAUCCCCCCAAGGGAAAGAAAUCCAGCUUUAAUGAGGGAGAAGAAGCCAUGGAAACUCAAACCAAGAAGAAGAGAAAACACGUGGAAGUAGAGGACUCUCCAGUUCAGAUUCCAGAUGAGAAAACGAGCAAAAAGGACAAAAAUCACAAGAAGAAGAAGAAGGCAACAAGAGAAGCUGACUUGGAUCGAGUUGAGCUUCCUGAGGAAGACGGGGAUCCCGAAGGACCUUUGACCCCUGAAGAGAAACGGGUUCUGGAAAGGAAGCUGAAGAAGAUCCGGAAAAAGGAGGAGAAGAAGAAGCUGAAGGAAUCCGGACCGGCCGACCCAAAAACCGCAGAACCCGGACCGAGCGCAUCCAAGCAGGCCUUGGACUACCUCACAUGCUGGGCGGAAAGCCGUUCAGCCUGGAAGUUUCAGAAGAUCCGACAGACCUGGUUACUGCAGCACAUGUACGACUCCGAGAAGGUUCCAGACGAUACAUUUGUGGUUCUGCUUCAGUAUCUGGAGGGAAUGUUUGGACGAGCGAAGGAAACGACGGUCCAGAAGGCCUUGGCGCUGGUGGAGGAAUCCGGGAAGGCGCCGCAGGACGCGUCUGUCCAGCAGAGGGCGCAGCGGGCCAGAGAAGUCAUCCAGCUCCUCUCCUGACCCUGAGGGACUCCUGCACUGAAAUGAGCCAGGAAGAGGCAGGACCAAGGCGCGCAGCUCCCUGUAAAUAACAUCCAACAUGAUUUUCUGUGCUACUAAAACCUAAAAACAGAAACUCUUCCUCAUGUUUGCAACAUUUUGAAUCUCAAACUAUUUUCCAAAAAGAUGAUUUGAGUCUUCUGGACGUUGUUUUCACAAUGAGGCGGACGAUGAAAAGCUGGAAAAUCGGGAAUAUUUAUGGUUGGGACGCGUUGGGACACGUCGGACCUGUAAACAAGUCCGACUGACGCGACGCUGUAAAACUCACUGCGUUAUUUUAACUCAUCUGAACUAUAACAAGCUGCUUCAACAGCCUUUUUAUAUACGACAUGUCAUCUGUUCUGAUCAGAAAUUUACAUACACUGAUAACAGGAAAAAAAGAGAAAAAACCCACUCACAACAGGAAAGAAUGCCACAUUAUUGUAAUCUUUUUUAAUUUUCUUAAACAUUUCUAUUUUCCCCAUAAAGAAGAGUAAACAACUUCACUGCUUUAUUUUGAUUCUUUUUUGAAAAAUCAAAAUGUUGAAAAUGUUUUUUUCGUCCAUGUAGGAUCAGAAAUAUAAUACUCUUUAGUGUAGCAUGUUAUUAGGCAGUGGGGUAUGGAAAGCCAGAAGUGCCUCAAAUCACUACUUUUAUACAUAUUCUAAUUUACCAAAUAUGAUUUAUCUGUUUUGAACACAGAUUUACAUACUUAGCAGUUAUAAAUGGCAUAUUUAUUUGAUGAUUCUUAUAAUAAAUUUUUUUUCCCUAUAAACUGAUUUUAGAGUAAAUAAUUUUACUGCUUUACUUUGUUUCUUUAUGAAAAAUCAAGAGUAAAUUUAUUGUAAAUGUUCUUUCAUUCACACAGGAUCAGAAAUAUACGUUAUAUAUUUAAGUGUACAUUAAUACCACUCCUGAUACUUGAAGUUGUUAAUUUUUUGUAGUUUUUAGUGUUGUGUGGUAUUAGUCAGAGGUGUAUGGAAAGCUAGAAGUGCCACAAAUCACCACUUUUACCAAGUUUCAUGUUAAAAAGCUACACAAAAAACACCUUUUUAUGACUUAAGAUGGUGUAAAAUACAGAAAAAAUCCUGUCAAAAUGCUAUUUAUGACGUUUUAAGACUGCCUUCCGAACUCCAAGAAUUACGGCAUUUAUUGAGGUUAUUGAAUGUCGCAUGUUAGUGCUUAGUGACGCAUAAUUAUGUGACAUAACGGCAUAAAAAAAUGACACUUUUGCCGUAUUUUAUGGUUUUUUCGGUCAUAAGCCAGAGUGUGAUUUUGUGUGACUUCUUAACCAGACGUGUAGUAAAAAUGGCUGUUUGUGGCACUUAUGGCUUUCCGUAGAUGUGUGUAGAAGGCCUAAAAGCAUACUAAAGUAUCAGUAGUGUUACUCAGGAUUUGGACCAGGAACCUUUCGGUCUGGAGCCAACCUGCUGCAUCACUAAUAAUAUUUUUUUUAAUUUAUAUCCUCAUUAAAGUAACUAAAGUAUUUCUUAAUGUAGGGAAGUAAACGUACAAGUAUUAGUUCACAAAUCAAGGAAAAGUAAAAGGUUUUGUGCAAUAAAAUACUUUUAAUAGGGUAUUUCUUUUCAAACUGUUACUCAAGUAAAUGUAUUUGAUUACGACUGAUUUCUGGGUUUAAGCAGAAUCUUUAUAGUUUCAAUAAGGCUGAGUUUUUUUCUAAUAAAAAAACUUAAUGCAA
Messenger RNA from Xiphophorus hellerii (green swordtail), 2512 nucleotides. RefSeq names its product cholesin (gene chlsn). Bases 124 to 795 code for a protein of 223 amino acids. The record is from RefSeq and is a predicted model, not a curated record. The transcript is spliced from 6 exons. NCBI's taxonomy places the organism in Eukaryota, Metazoa, Chordata, Actinopteri, Cyprinodontiformes, Poeciliidae.